Limanda limanda (common dab) is the source of this 1861-nucleotide messenger RNA. It is a transcript of the gene entpd6, whose product is annotated as ectonucleoside triphosphate diphosphohydrolase 6. Gene Ontology annotation, biological process: nucleoside diphosphate catabolic process. NCBI's taxonomy places the organism in Eukaryota, Metazoa, Chordata, Actinopteri, Pleuronectiformes, Pleuronectidae. Gene Ontology annotation, cellular component: membrane; Golgi apparatus. The record is from RefSeq and is a predicted model, not a curated record. The coding region runs from base 139 to 1458 and encodes 439 amino acids. Gene Ontology annotation, molecular function: GDP phosphatase activity; UDP phosphatase activity. The transcript has 15 exons.
CGUCAUAAGACGGCGCCGUGCAGAUGAAGUGUCGCUGGAGGAGAUGAAGAGUUGACGAACAUCUCACGCAGCCGACGCCUCAGACGAGACCUGAAGACGAGCGAGUGAACAACAGGCUCCUGUUGAUAAUGAGUCGUGAUGAAGAGACCGAAGCUUGCCGGAGUUUCCCUCUUCGUCGGCUGCCUGCUCGUCUUCCUCAUGUUCGACAAGCGUCACUUCAGCUUCUUGAAGCCUGACGUGGUCGGACCGCCGCCCCCCCGCCUGGCCCCCUCGGACCGGACCGGAGACGCCGCGGCGCCCUCUGAUGCCGGACCCGGUCUGCGGUACGGGAUCAUGUUCGACGCCGGCAGCACGGGGACGAGAAUCCACGUCUUCACGUUCCAGAUGGAACACGGAGAAGCUCUGUCUCUGGCCCACGAGAUGUUCCGAGCCAUCGAGCCCGGCCUGUCGUCCUACGCCGACGAGCCAGAGCAGUGCACGUCAGGGAUCACGGAGCUGCUGGACGUGGCCAAGUCCAGCGUCCCCCGAACGCUGUGGAACAUCACGCCCGUGGUGCUGAAGGCCACAGCAGGGCUCCGCCUACUUCCUGGAGAGAAGGCCGACCACCUGCUGGCCAAUGUGAGGGCGCUGUUUCUCCAGUCUCCCUUCCUGUCCAGAGACGACAGCGUGUCCAUCAUGGACGGAACUGACGAAGGGAUCUCAGCCUGGAUCACAGUCAACUUCCUCACAGGCGGUCUUCAUGGUGCUGGCUCGCCCACUGUGGGGAUGUUGGAUUUGGGGGGGGGGUCGACUCAGAUCACCUUCAGUCCUCAGGACGAGAAAACCAUCCAGACCUCACCAAUCGAUGACAUCAGAUCCUUCCAGAUGUUCAACACUACACACACCGUCUACACUCACAGUUAUCUGGGUCUCGGGCUGAUGUCGGCUCGUCUCGCCGUCUUAGGCGCCGUCGACCGCUCGUCCCUAGGGGGCAGCACUGAGCUGGUCAGCCCCUGCCUUGCUCCGGAGUACUCUGGCAGCUGGGAGCACGCGGACGUGGUCUACACUGUGAAGGGACAGAAGGCAGGAGAACCGGGCUACGAGGCGUGUCGCAGCAAGGUGGAGAAGGUUCUGUACCGGAAGGUGACCCGGCCGGCCGAGGUGGCCGACGUGGAGUUCUACGCCUUCUCGUACUACUACGACCGAGCCGUCGACCUCGGAGUGAUCGAGGAGAAGAUGGGGGGAACCAUCAAAGUGUCGGACUACAUGGAUGCAGCUGAAAGAGUGUGCGGGGGGGCGUCGGUCCCGGGGGGGGGUCCGUUCCUGUGUCUGGACCUGGUCUACGUGUCCGUCCUCCUGCAGCAGCUCGGCUUCCCGCCUCACAAGCACCUGAAGCUGGCGAGGACCAUCAAGCAGGUGGAGACCAGCUGGGCUCUCGGAGCGACGUUCCACUACAUCGAGUCCCUGAAGGGAAACUGACCUCUGACCUCCUUGACCUGUGGCUCUCAGCUGACAGUGGGCGGAGUCAGUGGUACCUGCUCGCCACCUGCAGCUGUCAGGCCUCACUACUGCACCUGGGUCACGUGACCGCUCUGACCGUCCAAUCACACGCUGCUUCCUGUUCAGGUGGAUCCAGCCUUGUUUUCUGACCUCGUGGAAACACUCCGACCCGGGAUCCGGUUUCAUGUUCUGGGUUUUAACGAUUUAUAGUGUUUGAAUGUUUUUGUGCCAAAAGUAAAAAUUAUCAAGUAACUUCAGAAGAGAGAAACUUUUCUGAAGCUGAAUGUUUGUUUUUAAAAGCUCUGGUGGGUGAAUUCAACUUUAUAUCAUGAAGUCUCGUCCUUCAUAACUUCUGUCUUUAAAUAAAGUUUAUUUAAUCAAC